Messenger RNA from Canariomyces notabilis, 2637 nucleotides. RefSeq lists its product as uncharacterized. Gene Ontology annotation, molecular function: DNA-binding transcription factor activity, RNA polymerase II-specific; DNA binding; zinc ion binding. Bases 1 to 2637 code for a protein of 878 amino acids. Gene Ontology annotation, biological process: regulation of DNA-templated transcription; DNA-templated transcription. NCBI's taxonomy places the organism in Eukaryota, Fungi, Ascomycota, Sordariomycetes, Sordariales, Chaetomiaceae. The transcript has 4 exons. The record is from RefSeq and is a predicted model, not a curated record.
AUGACGCCAACGCCACCAUCGGCCACCGUCUCGUCAACGGGUCGGUCGCCCGAACCGCAAUAUCGAGUCGUCCGCAAGAGGAACAGAGUGCCACUCAGUUGCUAUCCUUGCCGUACAAGAAAAAAAUGUGACAGGUCUCAUCCGUGCAGCAAUUGCACCAAGCGCGAAGGCGCCGACACACUAAAUUGCUCCUACGCUACUCCGGUAUCCCGCAGGAAGAACCAGGGCCAGGCCGAUCCCACCCCCGAUGACAUGCAAAAUCGUAUUGACAGGCUGGAAGGCCUAGUCCUGUCUCUGAUGCACGGAGGCGCAAACAUCGACAUAUCGUCGGGCGGAGUAUCCUCCAGCUCUGGCGGCGUUAGGACCAACUCAUCUCCUUCCGCCGCCGAAAGCAGUCCCUUAGUGGCCAAGGUUGACGGGCCAGACGACGGUAUGAUGCAGGAAGACGACGACAGCGACACCGACAGCGGCUUGGCCAAAUCCCUAGGCGUCCUGAAGGUAGAUCCGGUGAAGUCCAAGCAUGUAUACCUCGGAGAGGAACAUUGGCACACAAUCCUGCUUGACAUUGCCGAGGUCAAGAACUACUUUGCAAACCACAAGAAGGAAGUGGAGAAAACUUAUGAGAGGGUCAGGCUCACCAAGCCUCCUACGGCCAAGGACCCGCCAAUCUUGUUGAUGGGCGCAACUCCUGCAUCCGAGGUCGAGCUCAGGGCAGAGCUGCCGCCAAAAUCGACCGUCUUGACGCUGUGCGCGAGGUACUUCAACUCAAUGGAUAAUGCUGCCACCAUGAUUAUCCACCAGCCGACAUUCUACCAACAGCUUCGCAACCACUGGCAAGAUCCGUCCAAGACGCCCAUUAUGUGGCUGGCCGUGCUCUAUUCGGUCCUUUGUUUGGCAAUGAUGAGUUACCAGAAAGUAGGAGACGAGCCGUCCGAGUGGAAAGGGCGGACAGCAGAGCUGGCCGAUGAAUACCGGCUGCGGACGGUGCAGUGCUUGAUUGCUGGUGACUACACAAAACCGGGCGCGUAUACGGUCGAGGCCAUGAUCCUUUACUCUUUUGCCGAAUACUCGUCUCGCUGGGACGCCGAGUUGGGCCUGUGGAUAAUUAUCGCCAUGACUGUGAGAACUGCGCUUCGAAUGGGCUAUCAUCGAGACGCCAAAUGGUUCCCUACACUGUCUCCAUUUCAAGCCGAGAUGAGGAGGAGAACUUGGGCGUUUCUGAGGCUGUCUGAUGUGCUCUUCUCGAAUCAAGUAUCACUCCCCAGCAUGAUCUCCGAGAACGACUGCGACACAGAAUUGCCUCGCAACAUCUUCGACGAUGACUUUGGCCCAGACACACAGGUCCUCCCACCGUCAAAACCCCUCACCGAGCCGACGCCCAUUAGCUACAUGCUCUUCAAGGUCAAGCUGUGCCUUGAAUUGGGCACUAUUCUUCAGGUUACAGGCAGGGUCAAGAAUCAGGCACACUAUGACGAGAUCCUUCGGUUUGAUGCCAAGCUGCGCGACAUCCGCGCCGAGCUCCCCCCUCACCUGAAGAUGCUGCCGCUGGAAUCCUCUACCGAGUCAGCCACCCUUACCGUCACGCGCUUCAGCAUUGAUAUUCUCUACCUGAAGGUUGUUUGCGUGCUGCACAGGAAAUACAUACCGCGAGCGCGAAACAACCCCAGAUACGCCCACUCGAGGCGCGCCGCCAUCGAGGCGUCCUUGGAGAUGCUGCGACAUCUGGUGACGCUCCACCGCGAGUCACAACCUGGUGGGCGGCUAGAGUCAAUGCAGUGGUACGUCACGUCGGUGGCGACCAAGGACUUCCUUCUUCCUGCGAUGCUCAUUGCGCUCGACCUGCAUUUUGACAAUGCUCAACGAUCCGGGACACGAGGUGGCUCGCAAGGACCCCCUUUCUGGAGCCCGGAAAUGCAUCAGGAGAUGAUUAACAGCCUUGACCUGACAACAGAGAUAUGGAAGGGGCUAGCCGACGUCUCGGUAGAGGCGUUCAAGGCUUCUAAGGUGCUUGAGAUCAUGUUGACCAAGAUCAAGAGCUCCAAUAGCCCCAGUGCCUCGGAUAGCUCUCCCGAUGUAGCAAUGAGGAACGGCGUCUUCGGUGCCAAUGACUCGCCGGAACUCAGAUCGGAGCACUCAGCAGCCAUGGGGCUGGGCAUGCUCUCCAACGGUGCGAUGCCACUCACUGCGGCCGCAUUCCAUUUGGCGAGGACACCGGUCGGCUCGGCGUACUCCGGAGUCGACUUGACACGCCCGAGGCAAGAUAGCGGUAUGGGUGCGAGCAUCACAACGAGCACAAGCACCGGUUCAGGAACCGGCGUAUCGUCUGAUUUCUCGGGCGCAGUGCUGGGCUAUGACGGCGGACAGUCUCCGCUAAGCAUGUUUGGAAACAUGGCGAGCGGUAACAUGGACUAUGCGGCUAACCUAGACUGGCUAGCCUUUCCCCUCCCGCAAGCUAUUGGCUGUGUUCUUACUGACAAUGCUGUGUUCAAGGAUUCGUUCGAGAACUAUACGCAGACGGCACACUGGGGCGCCGAGUCGUUCCUGUUCUUUUCCGGCAACACGGAUCCAUCGCAGCAGCAAGCGCCACUGGAUAACAGUCUAUUCCCUUACGGCCAAGACCCGACGGGGACUAGCUGA